AUGAUUGCAAGUGCCGUAAGAUCUGCUGCCGACCCGACUCCCGAGAACUUGGCCAAGGCAGAUGCCUGGGCGGAUAGGGCUAUUGCUGCCGUUCUACCUCGUAUCUACCAAGGAUUCGGUGUCGUUCAACUGAUGGCCCUACGGCGCGUCGCCUGGUCGACCUUCUACUUCGACACAAUCAUCGAUGGUGGACGAUACGGCUUCCACACCCUCGAUGAAAAAGCAUUCCGCCUACAGCUACCGUGCGAUGAGGGUAGAUUCCUAGGCAAUGAGGCCAUCAUCACUGAACCCCUUCGCUACGAUCAGACCGAGAAACCCGAAACGAGUACCCAGGCCCAUCUAAAAGGCUCAGCACUCGGCAUAUCAGCCUAUCUUAUUAGAACGGCUGCUGCUAGGCGUCGGGCACUAUUCUUUGCCUUUCGAGCAUCCCACAAGGAGGACAGUGGGGAGAAACAGGUUGUUGAGCUGGCUACUCUGGAAGCAGAGAUCGAGCAUUUUGUAUCUGCCCUGCCCAGGCGAUUCCAUCUUACCAACGACAACCUCUUCCUUCACCGCGAACGCCUAGGCACAUUUAUUCUUCUCCAUGUCCUACGUCACAACCUCUUCAUCAUCGUCGGUCGAGCCUCUCUUCAAAUUUUCCAACGUGACCUAAGCAAGUCCGAUCUCAUCCCACAGGUGAGGCAGAAGCGCAUCUCUCACGCUUUACCUAUUGCGAGCCUUCUCUCAGAGGCCUUAAAGGCCGGUAUCGCACUAGAUCCCCAACUGGGAGUUCAUGCAUAUAUUGCUUUAGAAAGUUGGUUGCCAGUCUCUUGGAUCCAUCAUCUAGAGAAACCCUCACUAAUAGCGCUUGAAAUACUAGUUCUCCUCUUUGAGCCUCGUCGGCUAGCAGAAAUAGAUCCCUUGGUGGACCCAAAAUCUCCACAGAUUAUGGAAGCUAUCCCCCAUUUACUUACUGUUCUUCGGAGUCUUUCUUUCCGGGCAGAGUUCGUGAAGCAUCUUUACGUUGAGGCCGUUCACCGUCUUCUACGAUUUGAGUGCAACUACCUGCUUAGCCAGGAAGAUAUUGCCGCCUUCAGAAGGCAAGCUUCCCCCACCCCCAUCUCAAAACACUUCGCUCUUUUUUUUUUUUGGACUUACAGCAUUGAAUACCGCAUUCUGGGUCAAGAAACAGCCGAGCUUGACUUCCGCGAAUUCCGCUGGGCAAAGAUCGAACGACUACGUCGUGGUGCCAAGUACUCGGCCAACACAAACCGAGACGAAGACCUUCUUGAAUAUAAUGUCGGUGGCGAUACCGCAGCCCCCUCGGCAGCCCCUUCACCAAGGCUCGACGCGAUCGAUGUCAGCAGCUCCAUGAGACGUUCCUCUGCAGCUCUUUUGCCAGCCUUUUCCGGUUUACCAUCCACUUCUCAUGAAGUGUCCGAGCCUCAUCCAAUGGAUGCAAGUGCUGUAGCGCAAGCAGACCCCAAGUGGACAAUACCUUCCAACAUGAUGACGGAUAAUGGGCAGGCUUUUCCUCUGGAUUGGGCUUGGUUGCUUGAGGAGCCUGGGCAUCAGUGGGAUGAGACUGGCGACCCAACCAUCUUUUGGAACCAGUUACAGCAACUAUAG
Molecule: messenger RNA, 1608 nt
Organism: Clonostachys byssicola
Lineage: Eukaryota; Fungi; Ascomycota; Sordariomycetes; Hypocreales; Bionectriaceae
Source: the annotation of a GenBank genome assembly